CAUCCAUCCAGCGACGCCCAGCGACGUGAGCCUCGUACCGGCUACUGUAGCAUCCUGUAAAACCAGCCACACACACAACAUGCGCGCCACGCUGCGGCGCUUCAGCAGCUCGUCCGGCCGCGCGACUCUGGCUUUCGAUAUGUACGGCACGACGUUUGACGUCAAGGGCCUCGGCAGCAUGAUGCGCGCUAUGCCGGCCAUCGACGCAAAGGAGCCGGCCUUCAACAGCAUGUGGCGGGCCAAGCAGCUCGAGUACACCUUCCGGCGCACGUGCAUGGAUGCCUACAGGCCGAUGACCGUGGCCACGCGCGAAGCGCUCGACUUUUGCUGCGAGAUGUUUGACGCGGAACUAUCUGAGGAGGAGCGAGAGCGGCUGUGUGGCGCCUACCUCCUUCUGCCGGCGUUUGCGGACUGCAAGCCCGGCCUCGACCAGCUCGCUGCGGCGAACCACCGCUGCUACGCCUUCUCCAACGGGACGAGCUCAGACGUGCGCUGCCUGCUCGCAAACGCAGAGCUGAGCGGCAGCUUCGUGGACACCGUGGUCGUGGACGACAUGCCGUCGCCCGUCUUCAAGCCGCACGCCGCGACGUACGCCUAUCUGAUGGAGCGGGCAGGCUCCUCGGAGGAGGACACGUGGCUCGUCUCGAGCAACCCGUUCGACAUCCUCGGCGCCGCCGCGUGCGGCUGGAGGACGGCGUGGAUGAAGCGCGGCGAGCGGCCGAACUACGUCAUGGAUCCGUGGGCAGACAGCCCGGGCCCAACCGUCGUCGUGAGCUCCUUCUUGGAGCUGGCGGACGCGGUGGCGAGUCACCCUCCCUGCGGGGCGUGACCAUGCAAGUUGCAAGCGGCAUACCCCAUACCGCGUGUACGGAACUGUGACUUGGAUUGCGUGGCGUACUGUAGCCGCGCUGUACAGUAUGUAGUACGUGCACAGAGACCUCCC
Molecule: messenger RNA, 943 nt
Organism: Emiliania huxleyi CCMP1516
Lineage: Eukaryota; Haptophyta; Isochrysidales; Noelaerhabdaceae
Exons: 1
Coding region: 80-829 (249 amino acids)
Molecular function (GO): hydrolase activity, acting on halide bonds, in C-halide compounds
Source: RefSeq, a predicted model, not a curated record